Molecule: messenger RNA, 777 nt
Organism: Arabis nemorensis
Lineage: Eukaryota; Viridiplantae; Streptophyta; Magnoliopsida; Brassicales; Brassicaceae
Source: the annotation of a GenBank genome assembly
AUGAGCAGCCUCUUGUCCCUGAGGACAGCCGCUCUAAUCUGGAAUUUGUGCCUCCAUGGAAAGAGACGAAGUUCUGGAACAUUUUCACUUGGUGAAGUUGUUAAGAUAUGGAGGAUUCUAAACGCUAGACAUGCUCGUAGAAAAGGAAACAUGUGGUUAGAAUACAUUAACCAUAAUCUAGAGAUUAAGCCUUCUGUUGCAAGGCGAAGACAUCUCAGUUUCUGGAGCAAGACUAGUGUUACGCUAUGGAUUGUGUGUUUCUUCAGACAGUUCUUUGGAUCUGUUACCAAAGUUGAUUACUUAGCCUUGAGGCAUGGUUUCAUCACGCUUUUCUUUUCAGGCGCAUUUGGCUCCUGGGAGUUUCGAUUUCCGAAGAAGACUUCAAAACUGUUGUUGAAAUCAGAACCUAAUUGGGUUCUUACCAAUGGAGAUGGUCUUAAGACUCUUAACACGAUUUACUGUCUUGCACCUGUAGAAACAAAGGAGAGAAUUGUAGCAAACUUGGCAAAUUUUGCAUAUGACCCUUACAACUACACGAUUUUACGUCAGCUAAAUGUGUUGGAACUAUUCAUAGACUGUAUAACAGAGCCAAAUGAGAAGCUUGUGGACUUUGGGAUAGGAGGCAUAUGCAACGCUUGUGCGGAGCCGAAGAAAGCUGCUACCAUUGUCGAGGCUGAUGGAAUUCCUCUUAUAAUCAAAUGUCUAUUCAGCCCUGUCCGGAACACUGUGAGUACACGGGUUUCUCGCAUCAUUAGUGUUCCUCCGGUGUUAAUCUAA